AUGACUCCCUCUAUCAUUAUCUCUCAGACUACCACCCACACAUUUAGAACUUGAUUCCCUAUGCAACUUGACAAUAUUUAAGAUAUUUCCCUAAGCAAUCUCUACCUUGAACGAACCUUUCUACUUACCACCCAACUUCACACGAUCCACGCCUUCGUCUUUCCUCUAGCCAUCUCUGUCCCACGUUGUGCUAACAUCAACAAGGCCACCUUCAGUAUUUCUAGACAGUGACUGCCAGCAUAUUAGUCACGAUGCCUGUUCCUCAGAACAAAACAAACUUCCGCACUUACGAGUCUAGUGUACGUCUGCUCGCAGCUGUGCUUGCUACAGCUAAGCCGAAGCUCAACUAUGCUGACCUCGCAGCCCAUAUGGGCGGAGGUGCAACCGCAUCCGCCGUAGACCAUCGCUUGCGUCCCGUCAAGCAACUAGCCAAGAUGCAAGUUGCCUUCAAGGAAGCGAAGAAGGAUCCGGGCGAGUUGCCUGUCGAUACCCUAGAGAUACAGAAGCUGUACGGCGAGUCAACGGCCGCCGGAAUCGAAUGGCAGUUCCGCGAGAUCAAGGCGCUAGGCAGAGCACAGCAGGCGGCCGUCGACCAGGGUGAGAACCCCGCUGACCUGAAGGUCGGCCCCAGAGCCAAGGCGGGACCAACCGCCUCGACCCCAGCUACGGCCAAGAAGACUCGCGGAGGUGACACCCCCGGCUCGAAGCGCAAGCGUGCCGGCAAGGCCAAGAUGUCUGACGACGACAUGGAUGACGAGUCGGAGUCCAACUACGACAUGAAGGACGUUCACUCGGAUGAAGAGUCCAAGUCUCCGGCCCCAAAACGUCGCAGCACCAUCGUAGCCAAGGCCAAUGCCGCGAAGGGCAGUGCCACCAAAGCCAGCACCAGCAAGGCUAGUACUUCUAAGACUGCCACUCCCAAGGAUGCCACCACCCCCGCCGCAAAGAAGAAUGGCAAUGCUCAGAGCACCAAGAGCACCAACGGCGUUGUUCGCAACCUUUUCCCCUCAAGCAACGGCAAGAAGUCGACCGGCGGCUCCCUGUUCGGCAGCGGCGUGAAGCGUGUCGGAGCCAAGAACGACGUCCAGGUUAUAGAAGACUCCGAGGACGAUGAGGCUCAGAACGACAAAGCCGACCGCAAGAAUCCCCAGCGCUCCUGUCGCAUCAAGGAGGAGGCCCAGGAUCUCGACCCGGAUUUCGUCGAUGGGUCCGGAUUUAACGACGACGCUACCUCGUCGAACGCUCUGAGCGACCUGGGUUAUCUCGACGAGCUCGACGACGGCGAGGUUUGAAGUACGCUCCUGUUCGAGCUACUCACUCCACGGAGAUACGAGGACGCGCAAGGACUUACUCUACUCGGCGUUGUGGCUUCUGCUUUGCUUUGUUUCCUAAUAUUACUCGACGCCAUCAUGCGGGGUGGCUAUCGCUAUUAAAAUGUCUCACAUCGGCGGAAGGGGAGGGCCCUUAGCCGUAAUCGUACCACGCCACCAAAGAUCCAUCAAUUCCCUUUUUCCUUACACUCUCUCGUUACCGAAAAAAAGGAAAAGGUGUGGUGAUAAAAGGACAAUUUCACGAGACAAGAAAGACAACGAAAAUGUGAUUUACGGACCCGGAAUGACGCGGGUUGAUGACCACCUAGCUUAAAGGGUGGCGGUGGAGCAGGAAGG
Messenger RNA from Annulohypoxylon maeteangense, 1667 nucleotides. RefSeq lists its product as uncharacterized. NCBI's taxonomy places the organism in Eukaryota, Fungi, Ascomycota, Sordariomycetes, Xylariales, Hypoxylaceae. The transcript is spliced from 3 exons. The coding region runs from base 252 to 1292 and encodes 346 amino acids. The record is from RefSeq and is a predicted model, not a curated record.